Messenger RNA from Drosophila kikkawai, 1665 nucleotides. It is a transcript of the gene PIG-A, whose product is annotated as phosphatidylinositol glycan anchor biosynthesis class A. Gene Ontology annotation, biological process: GPI anchor biosynthetic process. Gene Ontology annotation, molecular function: phosphatidylinositol N-acetylglucosaminyltransferase activity. The record is from RefSeq and is a predicted model, not a curated record. Gene Ontology annotation, cellular component: glycosylphosphatidylinositol-N-acetylglucosaminyltransferase (GPI-GnT) complex. NCBI's taxonomy places the organism in Eukaryota, Metazoa, Arthropoda, Insecta, Diptera, Drosophilidae.
CUAACUGCAUUUAUGUUAAUUUUGUUUGGGUUUCAAGUUUCCUAUCAAGGAAUGACCAAUUUUCGUCUGGAGGAGGAAGAACUGAAGACUGAAAGAUGCGCAUCUGCAUGGUAUCGGACUUCUUCUACCCCAGCAUCGGCGGGGUGGAGGAGCACGUGUACAAUCUCUCACAAAUGCUGCUCCGGCAGGGCCACAAGGUUGUGGUGCUGACCCACGCCUAUGGAGACUGCAGUGGCGUCCGCUAUAUAACCGGCGGCAUGAAGGUCUACUAUUUGCCUAUUAAAGUCUGCUAUAACCAGUGCAUCCUGCCCACUGCCGUCUGCAAUGUGCCCAUGUUAAGGGCGGUGCUGCUGCGGGAGCGCAUUGACGUGGUCCACGGGCACUCGGCCUUUAGCGCUUUGGCCCACGAAGCGCUCAUGGUGGGCUCCCUGCUGGGCUUAAAGACCGUCUUCACCGAUCACAGUUUGUUUGGCUUCGCGGAUCUCUCGGCUGCAUUAACCAACAACCUGCUGGAAGUCAACCUGAGUAUGGUCAACCAUGCCAUAUGUGUGUCCCACAUCGGCAAGGAGAACACGGUUCUAAGGGCUCGAGUGGCCAAGCAUCGUGUGUCGGUCAUUCCCAAUGCCGUGGAUACUGCCCUGUUCACCCCCGAUCCCCAGCAGCGGCCCAGCAAUGGCACGAUUAAUAUUGUGGUGGCCUCGCGCCUCGUCUACCGGAAAGGCAUCGAUCUACUGGCCGGCAUUAUUCCGCGCUUCAAGAACAUUCCCUAUGUGCACUUUAUUAUUGUGGGCGAUGGCCCAAAGCGGGAUCUUCUGGAGGAGAUUCGCGAGAAGACCAACAUGCAGGAUAGAGUGGAAAUGGUUGGCGCUGUGGAGCAUGCCCAAGUGCGCGACCACCUGGUGCGUGGUCAUAUUUUCGUAAAUACUUCCCUGACGGAGGCCUACUGCAUGGCCAUUGUUGAGGCAGCAGCCUGCGGCCUUCAGGUGGUCUCCACCAGUGUGGGUGGCAUUCCAGAGGUUCUGCCCAAGAGCUUAAUACUGCUGGCAGAGCCGGAAAUUGAUGCCAUAUACACGGGCAUUUUGGUGGCCAUCGAAAGGCAUUUGAGAUGCUCCUUUAAAGUAAAUCCCCCGGCGACGGCAGGAACAGUCAAUGGUCACGUGCCAACGGAGGCGAAUGGAAGAGGAAAGCGGCGACGAAACAAGGCGAACAAGGCGACUCCCACACCCCAACUGCCGCAACCGGUCUUGGAUCAGAAGAGCCACACCAAGCCAGUUCUUUGCCCCUACAGAUGCAACGAGCUGGUGGAGACGCUCUACAACUGGGAGGAUGUGGCUUUACGCACAGUUAAGGUCUACGAUCGCGUCCUGCAGGAGCGCUCCUUUACCACCAGCGAGCUGGUGUAUGCAGUGUGGCAGCACGGCUCCUGGUUCUUGGUCUUCUUUGUGGUGGCCCACUUCAUGAUGCGCCUGCUGGAGGCUUGGCGACCGCGAAGUCGCGUGGAGCCGGCCCAGGAUAUGCCACGUUCGCCUAGCUAGCGAUACCAAAACGGAUACCAUUCCUACUCCAACAACUAGCCAAAGUCGUGAGCGUUUUCCUUUGCUGUCAUUUCGACGGGAGUUUAUUUAUUGCCCACUUAGAAUAAUACACUGUCAUCCUAAAAUCACA